GACCAGUGUGGGGUUGGGGGAAGAGAAGACUGGGUCUAUUUUGCUCGCUGUUUUAGAGCUGCACUCAGAGGAAAUGAAGUGUCUUGAAUACACAAAAAAACAAGACUAAAAUGGACUCACUGGUUUUAUAUAUUGCAGUUGGAGCAAUUUUAAAGAUGCCUAAUCUAUCUUCAGGAAUCACUUAUAAUGUGGAAGUGAAGGAGAAUUCAAGUUUCUCUUGCUAUACUGAACCAUUAGAUGAUGCAAGCCCAAAGCCCAAGGUCAUUAAAUUGUACCUGGGUUUACAAAAUUUGAAAAUCAGCUGUCAUUUAUAUAAUGUAAAUGAGGAGGAUACUUUGGAGAACAGAAAAAAGCUUCUUCUGCUAUAUACCUCAUCAGGGCUUGCUCCCACCAUUCAGAUCUUCAACAGUACCUAUUCUGGGAUCUUCUACUUCAGAAUGAAGCUGGAAGAAAGUCAGUCUACCUGGACUAUCGAUAUCCCCAGAAGAAAUAUUACAUAUAAUACAGAUAUUGCUCCAAUAGAGGAAUGGUUUGUAAGAUUCACCAUGCAUCAUAGAUUAAACAUGUUUGCUACUGAAGGAACACUACUAGAUGUUUUUAGAGAGCCUCUUCUUCAGUGGCAUCUUGGCAAACCAAUAAACUCUACUGAAAUUGCUGCUUUAAUACCCGAUGUAAUAAAUAUCACAGUGUCAAAAUGCCCCUGUGCUAAUGAUGUGGCAGUAAUUGCUCUUAUAUGCAAUGAUACAGUACAUGGAAUUUAUUUAGGAGUUACCCAUUCUGGAUUUAUAUCUCGAGAAACACAGUGGUUCAAUAUGACAAACAGCCUGUGUAGUCUCCUAGACGAUGACUGUGCUGGCCUUUCACUUGUGAAUAUAAUCUUAACGAAUAAUCAUUUAAUAAUCCUCACUACAUUGGGCCUUUUCAUUAGUCAAGAUCUACGCUAUCCAACCGGAAGGAUUUUAAAUUUCACCAAACCAAGUUUCUGUGGCUUUGAAAGGGAUGAUUAUUUCAGCGCAAAUGUAUGGUAUAAUGUGCAAUGUCUAGCUAAUGCAGAGAGCUAUGAAGUGGAUUACAUUAGCCUCUCGUUCAACAAAGAUAAGACAUUAAGCCAGGUAUCUACCUGUUUCUAUAGUAAUGAUCCAUAUAUAGAAUGGUACAGUUGCUUGCCCCAUAGAAUUCAUGGUGGAAAGACACUUUCUAGACGAGUAGUGGCAUUUCUUAUUGACUAUCAGCAGAACACUGGAAUAGGUCUUAUAACUGUUCAGAAUAAAGCAAUGGUCUCGGUGUACAAGAUAACAGACCACAAAUUGAACAGGCAAACAAAAUUUCCAGUAUUCUGGUUUCCAGACCCUAAGUUUUUGCCUUUUGGAAUGUUUUUUCACCCAGGAAGUCACUUUCUCUAUGUUUAUGGAAGCCAGGUCUGGUUUUCUGAUGAUGGAGGCAACACUUUUAUGUUGUUAAUCACUCUGGAGAAUGAAAUAAUUAUAAAAACAAAUAUGUGUGUUUAUAGUCACUCAGUUGCAUUUGUGACGGACAAGGGAAACAUCUUCUUUACUAAGGCAGGUUUAGAAAGAUAUGCCAAGCUUACAACAUCAGCACACGAUGUUUUCAAUUUGUACUACGACCAUUUGGGGUCUUUAAAUAUAAUUUCUCUGAAUGAAUCAGUCUCUGAUAGUCUGGAAGUACACCUGCUUGAUGUUAUCACUCUAAUACAGGAGGACGACAUAGGUUUUGAUGGCCCAUUGUCACCACAAUACAUCACUGAACAGCAAAUGGUAUUUUUUGAACAUAUCCCAUUGAAUGGAAAAUCAAGAAGUGUUCAAAAGUCAAGAUUUUAUGGUCUGCACAAAGGCAAGGUGUUACAAUAUCGGCCAAGAGGAUCAGCUACAAUAGUCAAUGUUUUCCAUCAUGAAUAUCCUCCACAAUAUUUGUCCUCUAUCACCGUAGACGUUCUGGAAAAGUUUCCCUUUAGAGAUGAAGAGAGAAACUCCUUUAUACGUAAUUCUUUACGUAUUUUGAAGGUGUCAGACACCACCAGAGUUAAGCUUCAGCUUGUUUCUGAAUAUUAUAAUAGUUCGGAGCAGGUUGUUUCUUCAAGUCUUAAUGAAUUUAAAUCUUCUGAUAUUGAGAAGACUGUGGUGAUUCCUGGCUUUAGCAGCUUCCUGAUUGUUGAAGUUCUGGAUAGUCUGAAUGCUUUGGCAGAUGCUACCAUGCCUGAGAGAGUGCAGUUCAACAAAAGUUUUGCCUCAGACAUGUGGUUUGUGUAUGACUUUGGCACUAAGAAUGGAAGAAGAUGGAAGAUUAUCGUAGAUACCUGUAGAUACUGGGUACGAGAGCUUGAUAAUCUACCACUGAAUGCCAUUAAAUACCUGGAUCUUACCCAAACCUUCAAUUUUGGAUUCAGAGUAACCCCUGUUAAUACAGCCUAUCCAAUCUUUCACAUGCCACUAAUGAAGCUAGUAGUUGGAAAUCCAUCCAUAUUUAAAGUGAAGACAAAUGAUUACUGGGAUGACACUGAUAGUUACACCAUGGAAUUCUCUGUUACUAACAAUUUUUACAAACAAGGUAAAUCUUCAAUAGCUGUCAUUCUCACAAAAGCAUCACUUGUUUGUGAUGUGUCAACAAUUGUGCUAACACUGAAGAGUGGCUGUUCGUACAGUAAAUCAAUGCACUACAUUUCUCCAGUUUCAAUCUCUGCCCAGAGUUGGCUGCAUGGGGACCCAAAAGACCCAUAUGGUUUCAAACUCUUAAAACAGUUGCCGGUAAACUACAGGCCUCCAUCUAAACUGGGAAUAGCUGUUCCACUCACUGAUAACUUUUAUAAUGCUGACCCCAGCAAACCUAGAAUGAGAGAUUAUUUUGCUGGAUCAAAAAAUUCUGGAGCCUACAAGCAGUGUGCCAACAAGUCAACUCGAGCAGAAUGUAACUGCAAUGACAACGAGAAACUUUCCUUUUUUGUUGCUUUCUCAGAUUGCAAGGAGAAGGCUUUGAGGAUGAAAUAUCCAGUUACAAGACUUCCAGUCAAUUUCAGAGUUGACAGUGAGAAUGAAUAUACACCACUGGUAUCUCCUUUUUUUGUCACAGUCACAGAGGUUAACCAUAGGACAAACUGGGAAGUUGCAGGUACCAAUGAAACACCAAGCAUGUUAAAAAUGAGAGCGUAUUUAGCUGAUAAACUCAACAUUACACUGUAUAAUCCAGAAGCCCUAGCCCUAAACAUAUAUGGGUCUGAGCUUUUUCAUUUCAGGGUAGCAACUAUUCCUGGAGUCUCCUUUUGCAAUCUACUUGAUGAAUUUCAGAUUUAUGUUGAUGAUGCUCCUUUGGCCUUCCCAGGACAAUAUCUUGUUAGCACAGUAACAGCUGUAUUAGUAGGAGGCAUCAUCUUUGUCAUAUUUAUGAUGCAAAUAUAUGAAAUAAACAUAUGGAACAAAGUGAAAAGUAAAGUGAGGAAAAAGAACAAAGUAUCGGUGUCUGAAACCUCAGCAACUGUUACUUCUACUUCUUCCUAGGUUGGACAACCACACUUCUAAAUGAAAUACAAGGUGACACCCAAUAGCAAGUUAUUCCAUCCCCCUUUAUUAAAUCUCUCUCUUAUCUACAUUUCCCAAGACAGACGUUGAAAGUAAUUCCUAUUUAAUAUUGUUAUGUUAUCUAUCUUCCUUCAUUGAUAUUUUUACAUAUGUAAUUUUUCCAUCAGGAUUUGGUUUCUUUAUAAAUGUAUGUAUUGAAAUCUAGAGGAAAAUAUAUUCAUUUACAAAUUAUUUUAUUAGGAAAGUGUUUUCAGAUGUUGUAAAGAACUUCAUUUGUAAUAAGGUACUACUUAACAUAAGUGAGAGUGCCAAUACAGUAAAAGUCUGUAACAACACUUACACUUGGUUAUGAAGAGAACCGGGAAGCCUUGGCUAGGCAGUGCUGCAAAUGUUGUUCCUUUUAUUCACCUCGGCGAAAUAAAAAGAGACCCGCUUGCUACAAUAUUGACCUCCCGUGGUUCAGCAAAUUCUCUGGUUUGGCUCUGGUCAGAUCCCGAGGGUACCAGACUAGAGAGGUUCAACCUGUAUAAAUUACUCAAGUUUGUUGUAUUUGGCUAUUAAAGGGCAGACACAAGAA
Molecule: messenger RNA, 4107 nt
Organism: Mauremys reevesii (Reeves's turtle)
Lineage: Eukaryota; Metazoa; Chordata; Testudines; Geoemydidae
Gene: CATSPERB
Product: cation channel sperm associated auxiliary subunit beta
Exons: 27
Coding region: 111-3509 (1132 amino acids)
Cellular component (GO): CatSper complex; cilium
Source: RefSeq, a predicted model, not a curated record